This is a messenger RNA of Caenorhabditis auriculariae, 1562 nucleotides long. The record is from the annotation of a GenBank genome assembly. NCBI's taxonomy places the organism in Eukaryota, Metazoa, Nematoda, Chromadorea, Rhabditida, Rhabditidae.
AUGUCAAACUCGGAGUUUGAAAGAUUUCGGCUUGGUGGACUCGUUUCCAUCGGAGUUUCCGUUUCUGCGUUGACCUUCUUGUUCUUCUUCGUCUUGUCCAUCCAAAACUCGAUCAACAGCGUCGAGGAAGAAAUCAUGGCUCGACAGGACGCCUUCAAGGUAGCUUUAUCGAUUGAAAAAGCUUAAUUUGUUUUAAGGCGAAGUCAAACAUUAUCUGGGCUGAGCUGUCGGACACGAGUCGCAAGAUUCGUAUACCCAGAGGGUAUGACGACGCGGAGACGGUAUCUGGAAAGGGCACACUCCAUAAAUGCUCUCGUAAGAUUUUUGAAACGUCCAGAAGUAUCUAAUAUUAUGAUAGAGUGCUCUCGACUGCAUUGUCCCGCUGGAGCGAUCGGAGAAGAAGGAGCUCCAGGCAACGACGGCUCUCCUGGACUUCCAGGAAAACCAGGAGUUCCUGGUGGAGAUGGAGAAGACAUCGAGCUGGAGCCUCAGGUUUGAGUUUCGGUAGCGACAUCAGUUAUGGAGAUUUAUCUUUGUGAACAGUUUUGCAAAGCCUAACGUCCUGUGCUACAUCUAUUUUGCGACAUUUUUGAACUAUUUUCUAUAGAAUUGAAAUCGAGCUUAAAAUGCGGAAAAUUUUGUGACCACCAGUCUGCGAACUGUGAUUUAUAUUUUUUUUUCAGCCAGACGCACCUUGCUCGAUUUGUCCUGCAGGUCCCCAAGGUCCACGCGGACCGCAAGGCGAACGCGGCCUCACUGGAGCACACGGACCUUCUGGAAACCCAGGUAGACCAGGGAAACCAGGUCGCGCUGGCGAACACGGCGCCUCAGGAGCUCCAGGACCUUUCGGAAGAUCUGGAAUACGAGGUCAAAAAGGACUUCCAGGCGAUACCGUUGUCGGUGAGUUGAAAUAAUUCUUUCGAAACUUGCUUUGUGCUCCUCUCCAAUUUUUAUUGGCAGCCGAACAAACUUAGAAGAAAGUCUAACAAACCGAAGAUGUCUUCUCGAAGCUUAUUAUUACAUUUUUCAGCUGGGGAAGGAGUAAAAGGACCAACUGGACCAGCCGGAACUCCUGGUUCUUCUGGACCCCCAGGAGCGCCUGGAAGACCCUCUAACAUUCGUGGAGCUCCAGGAAGACCUGGUUCCCAGGGAUCGAUUGGAAAAACUGGAAAGGUAGGUUAAACACAAUGUUCUAAUCAUGAAAAAAGUGAUUCUAGUCUGGCAAGUACGGUGAGAUCGGAAUCGUGGGUCCUUCUGGCGAACCAGGUCUUCCAGCCACCUACUGUCCAUCUGACUGCGGCGUCAACACAAUUCUUUCUCAUUUCUCUUCUCCACAAAUGCAGGUAUUCCACUAAACACAGAGAAAAUCUACAACUUUUCUCUUUUUGAACGCCGAGUCCAUAAAUGGAGAGUCAGCAGCGCCUGCACCAGAGCCCGAAUCGUAUGAGAAACAGCAGGAAGGCACAACCGUUUCUUACUCUGAAGAGACACAGACGGAGCAGCCUGCGGCCGAAGAAUCUUUCGAAGAAACCUCUUAUCGAAACUUUUUCGGAGCCAAAUAA